Molecule: messenger RNA, 1902 nt
Organism: Parastagonospora nodorum SN15
Lineage: Eukaryota; Fungi; Ascomycota; Dothideomycetes; Pleosporales; Phaeosphaeriaceae
Exons: 2
Coding region: 1-1902 (633 amino acids)
Cellular component (GO): nucleolus
Molecular function (GO): ATP binding; nucleic acid binding
Source: RefSeq, a predicted model, not a curated record
AUGGCGCCACAAACGAAGAUCGAUCGCUCGUUCAGCGCCUUGACGCCUGCGCUGUCAGAAUGGAUCAUCGACGCCGUGGAUGCUAUGGGUUUUGUGAAGACCACGCCUGUGCAGCAUGCAGCUAUCCCCAUGUUCAUGAAAAACUCCGAUGUUGUUGUAGAAGCCGUGACUGGGAGUGGGAAAACACUUGCGUUUUUGAUACCCAUUGUAGAGCGACUGCUGCGCGAGGAUGCGCCCACGAAGAAGCAUCACGUGGGCGCCAUCAUCAUCUCACCAACCCGGGAACUAGCAACACAGAUACACACAGUUUUAUCGUCGCUCCUAAAGUUUCAUGCCCCAUCGGCAGCGAUGCUUGAGCCUGACGAUGAGGACACGGACAUGGAAGACGCGGAUACUCCACCAAAACCAACAUUCCCACCUGGAACACUCAAAGCCGUUCCUCAACUACUUCUUGGCGGAUCUGUCACUCCUGCUCAAGAUCUCAGUGCGUUCCUGAAGAAGUCGCCAAAUAUCUUGAUUGGUACCCCUGGGAGGCUCCUGGAAUUGCUUCGUUCGCCUCAUGUACACUGCCCACAGUCAUCAUUUGAUGCGUUAGUCAUGGAUGAAGCAGAUCGACUACUGGAUUUAGGUUUCAAGGAAGACCUUCAAAAGAUCAUUUCUCGUCUUCCUAAACAGAGAAGAACGGGACUGUUUAGUGCCAGUAUGAGUGAGGCUGUCGAUCAACUCAUCCGUGUUGGUCUUCGUAAUCCUGUCCGUAUUGCUGUCAAGGUCAAAGCACGAGCUACUGGCGAAGAUGGCAAGAUCGAGGACAAGCGGACACCAGCCAGUUUGCAGAUGUCGUACCUCGUUACACCUCCAUCACACAAAAUACCAGCCAUGAAGAAGAUCCUGUCAUCGCUGCAACCGCAACCUCAAAAGUCGAUCCUGUAUCUUUCAACUUGCUUUUCUGUCGAUUACUUCCAGCAUGUUUUACCAGAGGUUCUGCAAGGCUAUGACAUCGUACCGUUGCACGGAAAGCACCCCGACAAAGUGCGGCGCAAGAAUUUCAACAAAUUUGUUGAUAGCGUCACCCCUUCAAUACUGUUGACCACCGAUGUGGCCGCCCGUGGACUCGACAUCCCCUCCGUAGAUCUUGUUUUCCAGCUCGACCCCCCAAGUGAUCCCAAGACGUUCAUCCAUCGAUGUGGUCGCGCUGGAAGAGCUGGUCGCAGAGGCUUAGCUGUUACAUUCCUCAACCCCGGACGAGAAGAAGAUUACAUUGAGUUUCUGCAAGUUCGCCAGACUCCAAUAUCGCCUCUAACUACACCCGAAAUCACAGUAACGGACGAAGAUGCGAAGGCCGUGACGUCGAAGAUCAGAAAGAAAGUUCGAGAAGAUCGAGCUCUUUUUGACAAAGCUCAACGUGGCUUUGUGUCCUGGGUCCGUGCAUACAGCAAGCACACUGCCAGCUCGAUAUUUCGCAUAGAUGAUCUUGACUGGACCGAGCUAGGCAACGCAUGGGGUUUGCUCACACUGCCCGGUAUGCCAGAGUUGAAGAAGUGGCAAGGCGACAAAAGACUUGGAAUUGAGCUGGACCUUGCAACAUACGCAUACAAAGACAAGGCGCGCGAAAAGCUGCGAUUAGAAGAGCUCGAACGAGACAAGGAGGAAGGUACGAAGAAGAAGCAGCACAAGAAGGAGGAUAGGGAAAAGUCUGCGUGGACGGAACAAAAGGAGAGCAAAGCGACGAAGGAGGUACGCAGGGAAAAGAAGAAGUCAAAGCGGGAGCAUGAGCGCCUGGCGAAGAUGACAGACGAAGAGAGGAAGGAAGAGGACAGGGUACAAGCCAUGAUUGAGCAGAUGCGCAAGAAGGUUGCAAAACAGGAAGCUGAAGAUGCUGACUUUGAGGGAUUCAGCGACUAA